AUGAUAAUCCUUCUAAUAGACCCACUGCAUCUGAUAUUCAUAAUAGGAUGUAUCAGAUAUUUAAUGAUAGUAGUGCGAAAAACGAAAAUGAAUUAGCAAAAUUAAAAGCAUUCCAGUCAGCAGAUGCAAUUAUUCCAAUGCUAUCAACCGAAUUGUCAAAUUGCCCUAAAGACAAACUUACAA
This is a messenger RNA of Racocetra persica, 183 nucleotides long. The record is from the annotation of a GenBank genome assembly. NCBI's taxonomy places the organism in Eukaryota, Fungi, Glomeromycota, Glomeromycetes, Diversisporales, Gigasporaceae.